GGUGCGGUCCAAUAAGCAUGUUCCGUCAGGCCCGAACAAUGCGAUUCUGAAGCUCCCUUGAUUGCGAUUCGAAAACUUCGACUUGGCCGGAUACGGGCCUGAACAAGGUCAGAACCUGACGUAUGCGCCCGCUCUCCUCCCCCCCUCUUCCCCCCUUCGUCAAGGACAGGGAGUCCGUUUCUGGGUUGAUCAGGCCGUCCGGUCAUUCUCUGCCACGAUGAAGGACUGCAGCCAUGCGCAUCUUGUCUUUCCAGCCAACGUUCUGGAAAGACGGGCGCGUGGGCUCGCUAGUCGGCGCCCCUGGUCAUGCUUGACGCCUCAAUGCCUCACGCACACCCCGCCAUCUCCGCCAUGUCUAGCAACAAGAGGCUGCUGUCGACCCGGGGGCUUCUGCCGAUGUCGUCAGUGCAAUCUGCCCGCUCUUCAUGCUGCCCACAGGAUACAGAUAUUCGGUAGCGAUAUCCCAGGGCGGGGGGACAGUGGCCGUCCCACAAUGUCUGACGUCCUCGGCCUGGAGCGGUCUGCCCGAGCAGCAGUUGGGAGGAGACGGGGUCCCGCGUCGUGUCGCACAGCGGUUCGGCUGAUGUUGUUGACAGUCGGCUUAUGCUUUCCUGUCAUCGAGAGACAAUUGGGGGUUAAUGGAGGAGCAGAGACGUGUUCUUCAUGGGAGCUGCGUGUGGCUUGCUCUUGUCAAUUUACAAGACCACCAGCGAGGGCAUCCCAUAUCGGUGGACGAGGGACUUUGGCCUAUGAUGUGAGGAGGACUACUAUUUGCCUGCCAAGGCCCCGGCUAAGCGGCCCUGAAAGGCUGGGGAGUUUGUGUGUGUGGCAAUCAGAUCAAGCACAGAAACCCCAUGUAAGAUUCAGGUACCGAUCCCGAGCAGUCUCUUUGAGCCCAUGUCCUGGUAUGGUUCGGUAAGGUUACUUGCGAAGGGCUUCCUAGUUCCGGCUUGGGCUGACCAUACCUACCACUGCCCCUGAGCUUCACGAGUUGUCAGGCCCCAAUUGACAUGAGAUCUACAAGGCCGUCGUCGUCACCCACAAGUAUUAGGAGGGUAGACUAUAUCUGGUCACAUCCAAAGCUACCCGGCGUUAUCACGGUGCCACCCUGUCCAAGAUGUUGCGAUGGGGGUGGGCCAGUGUGAGGCGGCGCCAGCGCGUCUAGUUUGUUG
Colletotrichum navitas is the source of this 1172-nucleotide messenger RNA. RefSeq lists its product as uncharacterized. The record is from RefSeq and is a predicted model, not a curated record. The transcript has 2 exons. Bases 218 to 919 code for a protein of 233 amino acids. NCBI's taxonomy places the organism in Eukaryota, Fungi, Ascomycota, Sordariomycetes, Glomerellales, Glomerellaceae.